UUUUUUUUUUGCCUCGGUUGAAAUCUGAGUUCAGCUAAACUUGGGCCCUCCCCGGAGAGGACCCGUUCGGUCGUGCCGGUGGCCCGUGUGUGUUCGGUUUUAGUUUUUGUUUUCCUUUCCAACAUGGCAGCCUCCAGCCGCGCGCAAGUCUUAGACCUGUACCGGGCGAUGCUGAGAGAGAGCAAGCAUUUCAGCGCCUACAACUACAGAAUGUAUGCUGUCAGGAGGAUAAGAGAUGCCUUCCGAGAAAAUAAGAAUGUAAAAGAUCCUGUCGAAAUUCAAGCCCUAGUGAAUAAAGCCAAAAGAGACCUUGAAGUCAUCCGUCGACAGGUCCAUAUUGGCCAACUGUAUUCAACUGACAAGCUGAUCAUUGAGAACCAGGAGAAGCCCAGAACCUAAGGACUGGGACUGAGGACCCGCGUCAGCAUCCAUUCUCUGUGGAGUGGGGCCUCCCAGCGCCAGCUAAGCACCGCCUCUUGCUCUGCCUGCCCCGUAGGAGCUGAUGAACUGAGCCACGUGCCCACUCCGUCCCACACAGCGGGAGGCCUGGCUUUCUGCCCUGGGCUCUGUGUCAGCACGAAGACCUGGAGGCGCUCAGACUGGUGCUGCGCGCUGCUGUGUCCCUCUCUGCCCACCCCGCCUCCGUCUCGCACACCGCGUAUGCUUGCCUAGGGCCUUUGCAGACUCUUCCUUAGUCCUUAACAAUAAACAGAAUUCUCUCCCUUCCUUUUGCACCAAAUAAACCCAGUAUGACGAAUGUAA
Messenger RNA from Jaculus jaculus (lesser Egyptian jerboa), 762 nucleotides. RefSeq names its product LYR motif containing 4 (gene Lyrm4). Gene Ontology annotation, biological process: iron-sulfur cluster assembly. Gene Ontology annotation, cellular component: L-cysteine desulfurase complex; mitochondrion. NCBI's taxonomy places the organism in Eukaryota, Metazoa, Chordata, Mammalia, Rodentia, Dipodidae. The transcript is spliced from 3 exons. Bases 124 to 399 code for a protein of 91 amino acids. The record is from RefSeq and is a predicted model, not a curated record.